AUGAACAAUUUGAGUAGAAGGAAGGAUAUUAAAAGACAUAUCAAAUCUUUGAAUCCUAGUCUUAUUGGUUUGUUGGAGACCAAAGUAAAACCUGCAAAGUCUUACAGAGUGUCCAAAUGUUUCCCUCCUCACUGGUCAUACUGUAACAAUUAUACUGCUUCUAGUAGAGGAAGAAUUUGGGUAGCUUGGGAUGCAGAGGUCUGGAAUGGUACAAUUUUAUCUGUCACUUUACAACAGAUAACAAUAAUGCUACAAAAUAAUGGUGGUCUCAAUCUAAUGUUGAGUGUCAUUUAUGGAGAAAAUUCAGAAACAUUAAGAUCUACUUUAUGGGAUGAUAUUACUGAUAUUCACUCUCAAAUUAACACAAUGUUGUGGCUUUUAGUGGGGGACUUCAAUGUUUGUAGAUACACAUCAGAGAAAAUUAGAGGAAGGAAGCUUACUGCAAGGAAUCUGAAAGAUUUCAAUGAUUGUAUACAGAAAUGUGGACUGUCUGAUAUCAAAAGUUCUGGUUCAUCUUGGACAUGGCAUAAUAAGCAACAAGGUAGAUACAGAAUAUAUGGUAAGUUGGAUAGGGCCCUGAGCAACUCUUUUUUGAUAGAUAAGUUUCCUCAAAUGUUUAUAGAAUAUAAAUGCACCUCUUCUAGUGAUCAUACUCCAGCCCUUGUCCAUCUUAUGCACAGCACUAGUUCAGGGCCAAAGCCAUUCAGAUUUUUUAACUACUGGACUCAAUGUCAGGGUUAUGAAGAUGUGGUCAAAAGUGUCUGGAACAUUUUAAAAGCAGGUACUCCAAUGUUCAAGUUGGUUUCUAAACUAAAGGAAUUAAAAUCUGCUCUAAAAAUUUGGUCAAAACAGCCAGGCAUUUCAACAAAGGAAAAUAUUAUAAAGCUGUCAAAACAGUUGGAGCACAUCCAGAAUGAGCUCAAUAAAGACAUGGAAAAUGAGAGCUUGCAAUCUACUGAAUUAGCAUUAUGUUUCGAGCUAGAUGGAUGGUUAAGCAAGGAGGAGGAUGAGAUGAGGCAAAAGAGUAGACAAUCAUGGCUACAACAAGGGGAUAGAAAUACUCAGUUCUUUUAUAAUGCUAUCAAACAAAGAAUAUCUAUGAAUAGCAUACGACAACUGAUUGACAAAGAUGGUUCUCCUAUCUCUUCUAUUGACCAAAUUAAAGUCAUGGCCCCAAAAUUUUAUGAAGGGUUAUUCAAUCAAACAUCAUAUUGGAGUAUUUUCCCUAAACUGACAGUUAAGAGAAUUCUAACUGAUGAAGCAAAACAAUGGUUAUGCAAGGAUAUAAGUUACAAGGAGAUUAAGGAUGCUCUUUUCCAGAUGAAUCCAGAUAAGGCACCAGGACCUGAUGGUUUUAACGCCUAUUUUUAUCAACAGAACUGGAGUUUAAUCAAGACUGAUGUGGUUCUAGCAGUGAAGUCCUUUUUCUCAUCAGAACAUUUUCGGGAAAAUUCUGCCUUCACCAAAAAUGAAAAGUCAUCCAGAAAAUUUGAGAAAUCGCUCUACCAUGUCGGAAAUGAAAUAGCUGUGAUCAGUGCCAACGGUUGGAAUGUGGCCGGUGCAUUGCACCAUGCCAAACAGGCAUGGUCGGGUAUUGCAAAUGCUUCCAUACGGGCAACGUGA
Asparagus officinalis (garden asparagus) is the source of this 1623-nucleotide messenger RNA. RefSeq lists its product as uncharacterized. Bases 1 to 1623 code for a protein of 540 amino acids. Gene Ontology annotation, molecular function: catalytic activity. The record is from RefSeq and is a predicted model, not a curated record. The transcript is spliced from 2 exons. Lineage: Eukaryota; Viridiplantae; Streptophyta; Magnoliopsida; Asparagales; Asparagaceae.